GAGAUUGCAAUUGCUAUUACAAUUCAUGAUUAUCCUUUGUCGAUGGUUGAUCAUCUCUAUUUCAAGAGAUUUGUCUGCUCUCUUCAACCAUUGUUCACUGUUCCAUCGAGGAAUACUAUAAAGAAAGAGAUCUUUAAGAUCUAUGAUACUGAAAGAGCUAAGAUUCAAAGUGGGUUUGGUAGCAACAGAGAUUUGCAUAUGUACCAGCACCUCAUGCUGCUGAAAGGUUGA
This is a messenger RNA of Linum tenue, 231 nucleotides long. The record is from the annotation of a GenBank genome assembly. NCBI's taxonomy places the organism in Eukaryota, Viridiplantae, Streptophyta, Magnoliopsida, Malpighiales, Linaceae.